AUGCGCUUAGGAGACAUACAACCUGUAACGCCUUCCGGUACCAAUCUAGGGGAUGAUGAUCCAUACGCUAAGGAGACAUACAAUCAUGUAACGCCUUCCGGAGCGAAUCUAAGAAAUAAUGAUCCAUACGCUAAGGAGACAUACAAUAAUGUAACGCCUUCCUGUACGAAUUUAGGGGAUGAUGAUCCAUACGCUAAGGAGACAUACAACCCUGUAACGCCUUCCUGUACGAAUCUAUGGGAUGAUGAUUCAUACGCUAAGGAGACAUACAAUCAUGUAACGCCUUCCGAAGGUCUAGGGGAUGAUGAUCCAUACGCUAAGGAGACAUACAAUCAUGUAACGCCUUCCUGUAAGAAUUUAGGGGAUGAUGGUCUGUACGCUAAGGAGACAUACAACCAUGAGACAUACAACCCUGUAACGUCUUCCGGUACCAAUCUAGGGGAUGAUGAUUCAUACGCAAAGGAGACAUACAAUCAUGUAACGCCUUCCGGUACCAAUCUUGGGGAUGGUGAUCCAUACGCUAAGGAGACAUACAACCAUGAAACAUUCAACCCUGUAACGCCUUCCUGUACCAAUCUAGGGGAUGAUGAUCCAUACGCUAAGGAGACAUACAAUCAUGUAACGCCUUACGGAGCGAAUCUAAGGGAUGAUGAUCCAUACGCUAAGGAGACAUACAACCCUGUAACACCUUCCUGUACGAAUCUAGGGGAUGAUGAUCUAGACGCUUAG
Messenger RNA from Mya arenaria, 729 nucleotides. RefSeq lists its product as uncharacterized. Lineage: Eukaryota; Metazoa; Mollusca; Bivalvia; Myida; Myidae. The transcript has 3 exons. The record is from RefSeq and is a predicted model, not a curated record. The coding region runs from base 1 to 729 and encodes 242 amino acids.